Messenger RNA from Teleopsis dalmanni, 2481 nucleotides. RefSeq lists its product as uncharacterized. Gene Ontology annotation, molecular function: DNA binding. The transcript is spliced from 2 exons. Gene Ontology annotation, biological process: regulation of transcription by RNA polymerase II. NCBI's taxonomy places the organism in Eukaryota, Metazoa, Arthropoda, Insecta, Diptera, Diopsidae. Gene Ontology annotation, cellular component: transcription regulator complex; nucleus. Bases 892 to 2163 code for a protein of 423 amino acids. The record is from RefSeq and is a predicted model, not a curated record.
AAAAAAAAAUAAAACGAUCUAAGUAGCAAAUAAGAAAAUGAUUUUUCAACAUAAGCACAAAGCAAAUAAGAAAUCAAUUACAAAUAAGAAUUAGUCACAAUGAAGUGAAAUAAUCACAAAUCGACGACGUCAUCGCCAACAUCUUAUAAGAAAAUAUUGUGUAUUAUGUAUUGUGUAGACAUAUGUACGUGCAUUCGCGCAGUGGUUGAAUGGUGGGUACUGAUGACAAUAACAAAAACAAUCACGAAGAAAAAAGUUCAAUACAAAAACGCUUCGGCCAGCAAUUGCAACGAUAUCUCGCCAGAGUUGUAAAAUUUAUUACUGGAAUUUGCUCUUCAGCAAUGAUAGAACAACAAAGCAACGAGCAACGAGCAAUAAGCAACAAAAUAACAACAAACAACAACAUUUAAAGCAAGCCUACAAAAUAAUAAAUACGAGUAAUCAUUAACAUUACUCAUUUGACGCUCGCAAGCAGGUUCGAUUUUUAGUUUAUUGAGAGCAUUCGUUGUAGUAACAGUGGUAACGGGUGUUGUUGGUUAGUAUUUGCCUUGCCAUAGCCACAGCCAUAGUCAUAGCUGUGAUGAUGUGUUGAGUGUAGCACGAGAAGUACUCACUCGUUCGUAUAAGCGGAUCAUCGACAAAGACAAAGCAUAAGAUAACAGCUUGUGUAAGCAAGAAACUGUGGUGUGCUGUGCUGUGCUCAGUUAACCAACCAACCAACUUGUGUGAUAAUUUUUAUUCAAGCACACCAAAAGUACGUACACUUUAUGCAUGUGUACAUUCGAAUGGGUGUCAGUGAUAUGAAUUAUAAUUGAAACUGGUUUUUUUUCUCAAACAUUUUCUGUUGUUGCUCAAAAAAAUUUAAUAAUAAUAAAUCACCAAACGGUUACAAUGCCACCGAAAAAAGAUUUAAACACGUCGAUAAGCGCGGGUGCACAGAAAGAUACCCGCACUAGCAAUAAUAAUGCUUUUGCCAACGAAUUUCAUCAUCGCACCACCACCACAGCAGCAGCUAGUGCGGCAGCAGCAGCAAUUAACGCAGCAGAUCUCGUCGCAGACAGUCGCCAUCAAAUUUACUUGGCCAAUGCUAAACUUUGUCGUUUGGUGCAACGCUGCCCAUGGAUGUAUGAUCGUAGCCACAGCGAUUAUGCGAGAAAGCACAUCCUCGAGAAGUCCUGGGCGAAAAUAGCCAAGGAAUGCAAUGAUACAGUUGCUUCAUGUAAGGAACGCUGGCGUAAUAUACGUGCAGCAUUUGCUCGAUCUGUAAAUAUUUACAAAACGUAUAGUGGUCCGAAUCGGGUAAAGCCUUACUACUUAUAUGAAGAGUUACGCUUUUUAUUGAAACCCAUGACUGAAGGGGGUAUUAAAGGAAGAGUAAUGUUACAUAUAGAGAAUGAAGAGGCGGAUGAUAUUGCACCAAAUGAUGUUGAAGUGGAACUAACAGAGGAUCCAGAAGAUUGUGUAACAUUGUUAUAUGAAGACAAUGACAGUUCAAAUCCCAUGGCCCAGGUUAAAAUUGAUUCAGAUAUGGAAUAUGAUUUAUUAGAAAAUAUUUCAACUGAACAUAUGGGCAUAGACUUACAAGGUAUAACUAAUACUGCUCAACAGAAUAAUAAUCAAGUAGCAGCUAAAAGUAAUGAACGCGUAUUACCAGCCAGAAAGCGUAAACGUUCUAUUGAAGAGCAACUCCAACAUUCCGGUAGCGAAUUGAAAAUGAGUAAAUCAGAUGAUAGUUGGUCAUUACCUGUCGCCGAUAUAGAUGUAAAAUUUCUCGACACCCUACUACCAGAUAUGAAGAUCAUGAAUGCACGUCAAAAAAUUAUAUUUAAACGCAAAAUCUAUCAAUCAUUGGAGGAAGUAUUUGAUGCGAAUUCAGAUUUUCCAAAUAUUAAUUAUGCAACUCGACCAAAUAGUAAUUUUCAGGAGACUUUGAAUAAUAUAAGGAAGUUGAGCGAAACUGAUCUACAGCAAGUAAAUGCCUUCAUUAAAAAUACUUUUCAAACUAAUUUUGACAAUAGAGAUAAUGUAAGACGUGUUGGCAAUGCUACCUCGUUAACGUCAUCAGGGACCUCUUUUGUGCAAAUCGGAAAUUCCAUGCGUAACAUCCAUUUGGGUAGUGUUAUACCAACUACUAUUAAAGAAGAAGCUCAUGAUAAUAUUUAAUUUAAAAUUAAGUCAUUAUGUAGAUAUUUCUAGUUUAUUAUAAAAAUGUUAAAUAUUAGAAUUAGCAAAUAUCACGAUGUACCUAAUUGGUUAUAGUAAUUAAAACCAGUAGUAAUUAUUAGUACUUUAGCCUGGAAGGGCAAACACAGGUUAAGUAGACAUAAUUAAACUGUGCUGAGAGUAGUAGUACUUAACAAAUAUUUCAUAAUCGUAUAAGAUUCUAAAUAUUUUUUUUUUAUACUAAAAGUAAUUAUAUUAGCACAUGAAUAUGUGCAACAAGUCAGGACGUAUGAUUUCCUUCUAUAUUUUAUUUUUUUU